This is a messenger RNA of Schistosoma mattheei, 5547 nucleotides long. Lineage: Eukaryota; Metazoa; Platyhelminthes; Trematoda; Strigeidida; Schistosomatidae. The record is from the annotation of a GenBank genome assembly.
AUGGAAAGUUCAGAAGAUUCCAGAUUGCCAUUAGAGAUCAAAACCAAACUAGCAGAGCUCGAAGUUGAACUUUCUGAAGGUGAUAUAACAGAAAAAGGAUACCAGAAAAAGAAGCAGAAGCUCCUAGCUCCGUUUAUCAACGCUCCGAUCAACUCAACUAAUUCAUCUAAUAACUCACAUAUUCCUUAUGGUGGAGUUUUACUUCCUGGACUUAAUGAAACGCAUCAUUUAGGCCCACGUGGCCAGGCUGUUGGUUGUGGUGAUAAUGUUACAGAGUCUUUCAGAAAUGAGCCCCAAAAUAAUUCUCCUAUUAAUGCUCAAAAUCGCAGAUACAUUCGUGAAAAUCAUCGAUAUCGAUCGGAUAUCCGAGAGGAGGCAGUGAAGGAGGCUCUAGUGCAAGCUCGGCAGGAACGUCAUGAUGCCUUGGCACCUAGUAAACGUCGUGACCCCAGUCGUUUGUCCUGUAUACAUCAAACUCCUGAACGUGAUGCAACAUAUUCUGAUGAUUCGGAUGAAGAUUUGUCGUCAACAUCUGCACACAUUACGCGUUUAGGGAACAAUUUUAAUCAGUCAUCGGGAUUAAGUGAAAUUCCAAGUUCAAGUGUACCGACCAAUGGUGUUUCCGACAGAAAUCAACUCAGAACAUCAACUACUGCUAUUACUGGUCAGAUACGCAAACAACAAUCUCCUGCUAAUCGAUAUGAUGAAGUGCCUUCUUUGGAUGAAAUUCGAUCCUGUCAACCGCCGAUUCGAUCUUCAAAUAGAAUAAAUCAAUCAGAUGUAAAUAGUCCAUGGACUUACACAAACCAGCCUUCUAAUCAACAAAAUGGUAAUUUAGAUGGAGCAUUGAAUACCGCUGAUUCGUUUGAACAGUUAGCUGCUCUUGCUGAAGCUCAGUUAAAUUCUAAUAAUUUAGGGAUGUACGAUUAUUCUGAUCCAUCAGUUAAUACUGUUUUUCAUCAAUCUCAAGUGAUUUCUACUGCUUAUCAACCCCAGUCUGGAAUCAAUUCAUGUCCAAUAUCCAUGACUCAGAAUGGUCAGCGAUCUCAUAUAUUUGGAAGUGUUAGUGUGCUCCCUAGUUUUUCUAGUGGUGUCAUAUCAAAUGGUAAUUCAGGACAUACAAAUCAUGAAUUCGUUCCUUCAUCAUCAGCGUAUGACUUACAAGGUCAACAAGAACAGUAUUCUCAGUCAAACCAGCCAGUUUCACUAGCAUCUUCGUCAUCUGCUGAUCUUGAUAAUAGUAAUAGUAGGAAGUUCUCAUCACCAGUAACAGGAGAGUCAGUUGGACAAGAUCCUUCCUCUGAUACCAGUCAAACGACAGGCUUUGUAUGUCAUAAUCGUGUAUCAGAAAAAAUUCAAAAAUUAGUCAACACUUUGAAACGUCCCAAACGAUAUCCAUUACCCGAAUAUUUUCUUGAUGAUGAAGACCAAGUACUUGUAAGACCUGUUGUUGAUCCUACGGCACCACGUCCCAGAGGUCUUCCGUCUGAGCCACUUAUAGGAGAAGAGCUAGUUAUACCUUCUGGUUUACCAAGAAAUCUAGAAUCUGCGCUUCAGCGUUACGCUAGCUUGAGUUGUAAAACACCUGCCUUAACUUGUUUGGACGUAUCUGGCAGACCAACUCAGGUGCUAACUUACGCAAAAUUGCUGCAACGUGCCAUCCGAAUAGCCUACACACUUUUGAAUAAAUUGGGUCAUCGUGGAGAACAGAGCUUAAAACCCGGAGACCGUGUCGCAUUGGUGUACGCUAAUAAUGAACCAAUCAGUUUUCUGUGUGCAUUUUAUGGUUGUAUUUUGGCCAGUGUGAUUCCAAUAGCAAUCGAAGUUCCAUCUCCUCGUCGAGAUGCGUCGUGUCAAAGUAUGGGAUUUUUAUUAGGUAGUCAGGAUGCACGUAUAGUUUUGGCUAGUGAGCAAUGUUAUAAAGCUUUACAACGUGGUCCUAACGGUGAGAUAUUAUCAUUUUCUGGUUGGCCACGUGUUACAUGGAUUAAUACAGACCAUCAUGCUAGUGGAACUAAACCACCGAAAGAUUGGACUCUUCCUGAUCGAUUAACAAAUGAUGCAACCAUGUACUUAGAAUAUACAUUUAGUAAAGAUGGCAGUGUACAUGGUGUAAUGAUAAGUCGACGUGCAGCUCUCUCUCACUGUCGAGCAUUAACUGUAGCUUGUAAUUAUUCUGAAGAGGAUGUUGUUGUCUGUGUUGUAGAUUGCCGCCGACAAAUUGGAUUAUGGCAUGCUGUUUUGACGAGCGUCUUCAAUGGGUUACAUGUAAUUUUUGUGCCUUAUUCAGUAAUGCAGAUUGAUCCUGGCUCUUGGUUACGUAUGGUUACCAAGUACCGAGCGACCGUUGCCAUUGUAAAAAGUCGUGAUAUGCAUUGGGCAUUAUUAGCUGAACGGGAUCAUCCCAAUGUAAAUUUAUCUUCAUUACGUAUGCUUCUAGUUGCAGAUGGAUCAAAUCCUUGGUCUUUAAACUCUUGUGAUUCUUUUACACAAAAAUUUCGAUCUCGAGGAUUUUGUCCUGAAGCUAUCUGUCCAUGUGCUGGAAGUUCAGAAACACUAACACUUUGUUUACGUCGUCCACCUCAUCAAAUGAAUUCAGUAAAUGGAAAAAUAUGUACAAAUCCUCGUUCUGAUUCAAUUGUAGCCUCUCCGCCUAGUUCAGUAAGAGGAGUUAUUUCGAUCCAUAGUCUUACUUAUGGUGUUGUGCGUGUUGAUACUGAAGAUUCACUUACUUCACUUACUUUACAGGAUUGUGGACAGGUUCUGCCAGGAGCUUCAGCAGUUGUCAUACGUUUGGGUCCCAAACCGAUACUUUGUCAAACUGAUGAAGUUGGUGAAAUAUGUUUAUCUUCUGAUUGUACUGGUUCUGGAUAUUGGGGUCUUCGUGGCCAAACUGAUGCACAUUUUCAUGUGGAACCGAUACAUGAAGAUGGUUCUCCUGUAUGUUCUUCUGCUGGUGUUAAGAAGUAUACACGAUCUGGAUUAAUGGGAUUUCCUGGUCCAGCAUCAUCUGGUGGUUUAAUCUUUAUAUCUGGUUGCAUUGAUGGUUUAAUGACUAUUGCAAGUAGACGUCACAAUGCUGAUGAUAUUAUAGCAACGGUUCUCGCUGUUCAACCGACAAAAAUUAUCUAUAGAGGAAGGAUUGCUGUUUUUUCAGUGGAUUUAUUGAAAGAUGAACGUCUUGUUAUUGUAGCUGAACUAAGACAAGGUUAUUCAGAUGAAGCUGCUUUCACAUGGAUGUCUCUUGUACUGCAAGCUGUUGAUAGUAUUCAUCAAGUUAGUGUUUAUUGUUUAGCUUUGGUCCAUCAAAAUACAUUGCCGAAAACACCUUUUGGUGGGAUAAAUUGUCAUUCUGUGAAAAGACUUUUUUCUGAAGGUCAUUUGCAUCCUACAGCAUUGUUGCUUUGUCCGCAUUCUGCUAUACAAAAUCUACCCCAACCUCGACAACUCAGACCUAGUUUGGUUGGACCAUCUGCUAUGAUGGUCGGUCAAGUUGUUCAAGGAGUUAGGCUUGCAGAGGCACGUGGAAGACCUUUAGGAUCAUCUCCAUCUUCUAAUAUAACUUCUGGUUCACCUGAUAGUGAAUUUCAACUGUUAACUGAGAUACUUAUUCACAGAGCGAAUCACACUCCAGACGACAGAUUAUUUACUGUUUAUAAUACUAAAGGACAAGAAGUUUCGACGCUUACUUGUAGUCAACUUUUACGUCGUUCAGAAAGAUUAGCAGUUCAGUUAAAAGAAAAAGGUAAAGCUCAAGUGGGAACAAUUGUUGCGUUACUAUAUCCUCCAGGCACUGAGCUUGUUUGUGCAUUUUACGCUUGUCUUCUAAUUGGUGCCAUUCCUGUACCGGUACGCCCGCCUCGAACAGAUUCUUCCGCUCCUGGUGGUGGUAGCUCUGUUAGUGCUACAAUUAGUUCUGGAUCAUCAUCCGGUAUAAGUUUAUUAGGUUUAGGAGGUGGUGGUGGUCAUAAUGGGAAUUCACGCUUUCCCAAUGUAUACUUUCGGCCGAACACUCCUAGUUUAGACACUUCAUUGGAUUUAAUUUGGAAUGUUGUAAAGCACUCAGGAGCAACAGUUAUUUUCACGCAAAACAAUUUGAUUAAACUAUUGAAAUCUAAGGAGGCUACUAAUCGUAUUCCGUUUAAUCAUUGGCCAAUAAUACUUGACUCUGAAGAAUACAAUAGACGGAAAUCGAAUUUCACAAUACAAGCACCUUGUUUAGAUCAACCAAUUGCUUAUUUGGAUUUUGCAGCGUCAACAACUGGUACACUGACUGGAAUUCGUGUAACGCAUCAAGUCGUUUAUGCGUUAUGUCGAGCUCAAAAAAUUCAGUGUGAAUUUUAUCCAACUCGUGAAGUUGUAUUGAGUCUUGAUCCAUAUUCUGGUCUUGGAUUCACUUUAUGGGCAUUAACAUCUGUUUACUGUGGACAUCAUUCAGUAUUGAUACCUCCAAGUGUUACAGAAAUAGUACCUGAUUUAUGGCUUACUAUAUGUAGUCAAAGAAAAGUUCGUGAUGCAUUUUGUUCACAUUACACUAUGGAAUUAGCUACACGUUACUUGACUAAACAAAUGUCUAUUUUAAAGCAACGUGAAAUAAGUUUAUCAAGUAUCCGAAGUUUAGUUGUUGUAGCUGAAGAACGUCCUCGGAUUCAUUUGACUUCCAUGUUCACUAAGUUGUUUUCCAGUCUGGGUUUAACAGGACGUGCUGUAAGCACUUCAUUCGGUUGUCGAGUUAAUUUAGCAAUUUCUUUACAGGGUGCUAGUUCACCAGAAAGCACAACUGUUUAUGUAGAUCGUGUCAGCUUACGAAAUGAUCGUGUUAAAUUACUAGAAAAAGGAUCACCACAUAGUCUGUGUCUUAUGGAAUCUGGAAAAUUAUUACCUGGUGUACAUGUAGUAAUAGCUAAUCCUGAUACACUAGGUCAAUGUGCUGAUUCACAAUUAGGCGAAAUAUGGGUAUCAUCUCCCCACAAUUCUACUGAACUAUUAGGUCCAUUCGAUAGUGCUAGUUUAAAUCGUCCUACUGGUGUUGCUUCGCAACCUGUACCAGGAAUAAAUGCUGGUGAUUCUUUACAUGCUCGUUUAGUUACUGGUGAUACUGAAAGAGUUUAUGCACGUACUGGAUUUUUAGGUUUUGUUCGACGGACCGAAUUAACUCAAUCUGAUGGAGAACUACAUGAUGCCAUAUUUGUCGUAGGCAGUUUAGAGGAAACCAUUUUACUACGUGGAAUGCGCUUUCAUCCAAUCGAUAUUGAGAAUACUGUGAUGCGUUCACACAAGAAAAUAUGUGAAUGUGCUGUAUUUAGUUGGUCGAAUUUAUUGGUUGUAGUCGCUGAACUAGCUGGUGAAGAGAACGAAGCAAUGGAUCUUGUUCAUCCAAUCACAGCACAUGUAUUAACUGAACAUCAAAUGAUUGUUGGUGUUGUUGUAAUAGUGGAUCCUAGAACAGUACCAAUUAAUCCAUCUGGUGAAAAACAACGAAUUCUAUUAAGAGAUAGUUUUGUUAAUGACAAAUUGGAUCCGAUCUAUGUUUCAUAUAAUAUGUAA